AAGCAUAUAUCUAUAUAUAACUUAUCGAGGACAUCCUUAGAUAGAAAUUAUUGAGCACAAGGAUUAGGGUAGAAGGUUAAUAGGUACUUGAGUGUAGUUUCGUUAUCCCGGCAUAUUAGUAGUCAUAGCAUUACUCAUGUAAGUUCUUGUUCAUUAGAUUUCUAUUACGAUAUAUUAUCCUUUAUAAUUCGUUUAUCGUAUUAUUUGGUUGUAGCUACUGUUCUUUUUCAGUAUUCUUUGUCAUAUCUUGUGUGAUAUUUCUGUUAUUUUCUUGAGUUGAACUGAGGGUCUAGCACUAACAGAGUAAAGAUAUGUAUGCAUACUAUCCUUCCAAAUCCCGCUCGGACUUUUAACUUCCAAAAGUAGAGAUAAGAUGUGUACAUACUAUCCUUCCAAAUCCCGCUCGAAUUAGACUGAAUGUGUUGUUGUAGCAUGCAUUUGUAACUUGGAAACUGUUUUAAAGUUAUUGCAUCCUGUUCUAAUCACUUGACAAGGAAUCUCUCAUUACUACUAGUCUACUACUAUAUGUUUUAUGUCAGCUCGUUAUAAUGAUAUACAUUAACUUCCAAUCUUGACACGACUUGCUCCUAAAAACUAGAGAAACAGUCUUUUGAUGCUUCUCUUUGCCAAAAGAAGAUUCAUAUCAAGCAAAACUCAUGAAAAUGGAACAUCAUCUCAAGUCAUGCACUCGAAACAAGAACAAAAUGUCAACCAUAAAAUUCAUCAGUAUCUUCCUUUUCACCUUGUUUCUAGUUGUCAUCCUUUUCCAUAUCCAGUAUUCAUCCCCUUUUGAUUUCUCCUUAUCAGCAAGGUCCCAAAGACAGAUUUUUCUUUCCCAAGAAAAUUACUCCGUUGUAAUCAAAAGUAUGACUGCAAAACUCAAAGAUUCUCUCACUUUCCUCCCACUCAAGGACCUUAGAUUUAGAGAAACAGCCACAACAGGACACACGUGGUUUAUGAGCUCUUUGAACGACACACACAAGGAAAAUGAAGCAGAACACUUGUAUUUCCCUUCCAAGGCUUCCAAAGGACGCCUUCUUUGCUUUAAGGGACGGGAUACAAAGGAUGGAACAAAGAAUACAUAUGCUUUGGCAUGGCGAGAAGGUCUUCCUGACUCUGCUGUUCUAUUGGAAGGCCUAACAUUUGUAUCGGACACAUACUUCGACCACACAAAUCUGUGGCAUGGAUUAUGUGCAGUGGCUCCUUUUGUAAGAUGGUCAACGAAAAACGAGUGCUUGAAGCCAACAAGAUGGGUGCUAUUCCAUUGGGGAGAACUGAGAUUGAAAAUGGGAUCAUGGAUUCAACAACUUAUGCAAGCUAAUUUUGGGGAAGUUAAGUUGGAAGGAUUUGAUAGAGGAGAUGUACCUUAUUGUUUCGAGAAAGCUGUUGUCAUGAGGCACGAGAUAAGUAAAAUGGGACAGGAGAAUAAGCUGAAGAUGUUCGACCUGUUGCGCUGCAAAGCUAGGAGUUACUGUGGUAUUAAUCCUGCAGGCAAAGGUAGAGAGAUUAAUGAAAGAGGAGUUUCAAUUAUAAGACUUACAUUGUUAAUGAGAAGAGGUUCCCGCACAUUCAAGAAUGCAACUAUUGUGACUGAUAUAUUUGCAAAGGAAUGUGCAAGAGUCGAAGGCUGCAUUCUGCGUGUAGUCCAGUCAGAAGAUCUAUCUUUCUGUGACCAGGUGAAAGUGCUGACCAACACUGACAUUGUUGCAUCUCCGGUUGGAGCACAGUUAACGAAUAUGCUCUUCAUGGACCGCGAGAGCAGUGUGAUGCAAUUCUACCCGAAAGGAUGGUUAGAGUAUGCUGGCUCAGGCCAAUAUGCUUACCACUGGAUGGCAAAUCAAUCAGGGAUGAAACAUCAGGGUGCAUGGUGGGAUCCGAUUGGCGAAGAGUGCCCAUCCCCACAAGAUCAGUGGCAGUGCUUUUCUUUUCAUAAAGACGGAAUGGUUGGACACAACGAGACCCAUUUUGCAGAAUGGGCUCGAAGAGUCAUAGAUCAAGUUAGGCUAAUUAAAAUGGAGCAAGCCUCUGCAGAUCAAGCAAACAAGCAUGAUUCAAAAACAUGUUUAUGCUAGCUUACUGUUGAAGUAUUGAAGAGCAACAUUAAAGGUAGAUUUGAUAAGAGUUGAAAUCAAAUGUAUAAACUGUUUUGCCAGACAUCAUCAUUUGCAAAACGGGCUCCUGUUUUAAGAAAUGAAAUACUGAACAUCCUUCAUUGCAGAAUAAUCACAGGUUUCUUAGAUGAACACACAAACACAAAAAUCAUUUGUCAUAUAGCAAGUACUAGAAAGAAAAAUAAAAGCUAAAAGAAAAAAGAUAAACUAGUACUCGGUGCCCCAUCUACAGACAAGGAAACUUUACAUUAGAGUAAUAUCGGAGUUUCUACAGUUUGCAUCCUGCUUAGAAUUUGUACGAUGCCUUUUGUGUGUUCCUCUCUUCCUCAUCAAAACUUAGACCAGAAAACAGAAUACAGCACAGAAAGAAAGGAUUGCCCUAUCUCCGUGAAAGUCGGACAACAAGUAUAUAUCACAAAGGAGCAAAAUAGUAAAAAAAGAACAACUUGCAUCACAUGGUUUGAUCCUUUCUGAAUGAUGCUCCUCUUAAACUGUCUCAUGUUGUUCUACACCCCUGUUGA
Molecule: messenger RNA, 2632 nt
Organism: Capsicum annuum
Lineage: Eukaryota; Viridiplantae; Streptophyta; Magnoliopsida; Solanales; Solanaceae
Exons: 2
Coding region: 657-2072 (471 amino acids)
Molecular function (GO): glycosyltransferase activity
Source: RefSeq, a predicted model, not a curated record